Messenger RNA from Lynx canadensis (Canada lynx), 823 nucleotides. It is a transcript of the gene ANKRD39, whose product is annotated as ankyrin repeat domain 39. Gene Ontology annotation, molecular function: protein binding. The transcript is spliced from 4 exons. The record is from RefSeq and is a predicted model, not a curated record. Bases 16 to 567 code for a protein of 183 amino acids. Lineage: Eukaryota; Metazoa; Chordata; Mammalia; Carnivora; Felidae.
GGCGCCAAGGCUGGCAUGGCGGCGCCGCGGCCCUGCGCCGAUAGCCCGUGCUGCUCUCAUCCGGGUGUGGCGUCCGGCGUGCAACAGACGCUGGAGGAGAUGGACUUCGACAGGGGAAUCUGGUCAGCAGCCCUGAAUGGAGACCUAGGUCGAGUGAAAUAUUUAAUCCAGAAGGCAACAGACCCUAGCCAGCCUGACUCAGCUGGCUACACUGCUCUGCACUAUGCCAGCCGCAACGGGCACUAUGCUGUAUGCCAGUUCCUGCUGGAAAGUGGGGCUAAGUGUGAUGCCCAAACCCAUGGGGGCGCCACUGCUCUGCACCGGGCAAGCUACUGUGGGCACACUGAAAUUGCACGGCUCCUGCUGUCUCAUGGGUCCAACCCCAGGUUGGUAGAUGACGAUGGCAUGACCAGUUUGCAUAAGGCUGCUGAGAAGGGUCACGUGGACAUUUGCUGUCUCCUGUUGCAACACAGCCCAGCCCUGAAAGCUGUCCGGGAUCGGAAGGCACGACUGGCAUGUGACCUGCUGCCCUGCGACAGUGACCUACGGGACCUGCUGGCCAGCUGAACUGCCACCCUUCUGCUGUCUUAGGCUGCCAUGCAAGGGUACACAGACUAGCCCUCCCAGCCCUUGCCUUGGUCAGCAUCCAUGCUGCAGGGUGGGAAACUGAGGCCUGAAGAGCCCCAUUCUGGCCACUGUGGAAGUGAGGGAGUAGAUCUCGUGGGGCUGUAAGUGCUUACGCCUGGACAGAUGAUCAUAUUCUAAAUUAGUUCAUGUGGAAACAUCUAUCCCUUGGAAAAAAUAAAGUUGUAUCCUUACCUCA